Messenger RNA from Besnoitia besnoiti, 10428 nucleotides. RefSeq lists its product as uncharacterized. NCBI's taxonomy places the organism in Eukaryota, Apicomplexa, Conoidasida, Eucoccidiorida, Sarcocystidae. The coding region runs from base 1 to 10428 and encodes 3475 amino acids. Gene Ontology annotation, molecular function: ATP binding; ATP-dependent chromatin remodeler activity. The transcript has 19 exons. The record is from RefSeq and is a predicted model, not a curated record.
AUGCCGCGCACGAAGACGGCGGCGCAGUCUUUCUCCUCUCUUCCGUCGGGAUCUCUCGCAUCUUCUGUGCCCUCUGUAUCUGCGCUGCCCGCCUCCACCUCUCUGUCGGCGUGGGUUCCUCCACUCGCGGCGCGGACUGAGGCAGCGUGGCGGGGCGCCGCACUGGGGAGAAGAGGCCUCGAAGAGGCACCCACUGAGCAGAGGCGAGACCGGGGAGGCGAAGAAAAUGAAGAAUCGAGAGAGGGCGAAGAGAGAGAGAGGUGCGCGGACGGCCGGGGGGGGCUAGACGAAGAGCCAGAAGAUGCGCCGGCGGGGAGCGAUGAGUCCCCGGGCGAGGAGAGUCAAGACACCAGCUUCGGCGGCAGCGACGCGCUGGCAGCGAAGAGCGAAGGCAAGAGGCGCGGAAACGGGAGACGCUCUCUGGGGCCUAAGAACGAACGCAGACGCUGUGAAGAUGAACGAAACGAUGCGGAAGGGCGGCUGUCGUCCCCCGACGCCCUCCUCGCGACCGCGCGGCUCUCCCACAGAUGUGUGGAGGCCGCCCGUGAAGCCGCAGGGGCCCGCGGCGUCCUCGCCACGUCGGCGUUGCAUUCAUCUCCUACCUCCUCGCCUUCUGCUUCUGCGCCCUCUUCCUCCUCCUCUCGUCUGCCCUUGUCUUCUCCAGAGGCGCUGGCUGCGCCUUCCGCCGCGAGCCCUUUGUCGGUCUCGUCGGCGGCGUCUCGGUGCGCGUCGCCCGCGCGCGAGGCCGAAGAGGAGGAUGGUGAAGCUCCACACGCAGCUCGCGGAGAGCUUCUUUUUUCGUGGCGAAUCUCCGGGGUCGCGCUUCGUUUGGAGCGUCUGCGCGAUGCGGAGAAAGAGGGGGGCGCGCCGCGGAGCGAGCCCGAGCGCGCGCAGGAAGGCCGCGGCGACGACGGCGGACGCGAAGGCGAGGAAGCAUGCAGCAGCAGCAGCGAAGCUCCGAGCACCGCCGUACCCACAAGAAGAAGUGACGAAGAUGAUGGAAAAGCCGCGGGAAAGCAGCUUCGCGAAGCGAACGGGGCGGUGACAGAGGCCUGCAUGCAGGAGCCCUUAGGCGUCUUGCUCAGCCGCGUCCAAGGCGCUGAGGCUCAGGAAGGCUGCGCAUGCGUUGCUUUGUACGCUGCCAAGCCCGGUCUGCCCGCGAUCCGGGGUUCGAGUGAGGCGGGGGGCUCCGCAGCCUCGCCUUCGGCACCUUUCUCCUCUCCCGCGUGCCUUGGAUACCACUCCUGCGUCGACUUUUCGCAACUCUCGCCGCCGCUGCCGGCGGCUCUCCUUCCCGUCUUCUUCCGCCUCGUUCAACCUCCGAGUCUCUGCGUCUCGCCUUCUCUUCUUCUCUCUGCGCGCGUUCUGUCAGUCGCCGCUUCUCCCCGGUUUUCGCGCGUGUCGUCUGGUUCGGCUUCCUUCGCGGCGCUGUCGCAGGAUGUUCGCUCUCCUUCUCCCUCCGCCGCCAGUGACCGGCGACGCGACGCGCAAGAAAGCGAGGCAGCAGAGCGAGAGAGGGAAAAGGGGGGCGAAGGCGAAGAGGAGAGAGGAGGAAGGGAAGGGGACUCUCAGGACGACCACAGAGAAGAUGAAACUCUGUGCGAAAUCGAAAUCUGCGUCGUCCUCCCCUCGCCGGCGCGCCAACCGGAGGCUGUGCUCGCGGGAGACUCGCUGCGGCUCUUCUUCAGCUGGUUCGAUUCCCUAAGUCUGUAUUCCGCGGGCGUCUCUGCGCGGCCUCAGAAAAACUAUUCCCCGUCGCAGUCUCCUGUGUCCGCUGUGCCGUGGCGAGCGUUUGCUGGAGAAGAGGCCGCACGCGUCGCUGAGCUCGCUUCCUGUCCUGCGGGCGACUGCGCGGAAAAAGAGAGCGAAGAAUCGCUCGCGCGGCGGGAGGGAGGAGACUUCGCCGCCGCGGUCGCGUCUGCGGGUCGCUCCGAGGGCGCCGACGAAAAUAUUCUCUUCAUCGAGCCGCAGUUCCUCUACGACUGCCUCGGCCGCGCUUGGAGGCUUUUUGCGAAGCAAACAAGGCAACCGCCUUAUCCACUCUCCGUUCCACGCUCGAACUCGCCCUCUGCGACGCCGGCGUCUUCGGCGGGUGUGUCUCCGGUUGCGGGAGCAGGGGCAAGUGUGGCGGCGGUGCCGGGCUGGGCGGCGACGUUCUUCGCAGAACUGCAGAAGCUUCGCGAGUGGAGUUGCGCGCAUCUCGUCCUGCCUGCCCAGACUGUGAACCUCGUGUGGGUCUACGUGCCCCUGCCUUCGGGUCGUGUUCUCGCAUUCGACUCGAUUUCGGGCAGGUACAAGUUUCUGGACGCUCUUGAGAGGCGCAGUUCGCGCCAGACGGACGCGAAGGAAACGCCCGCCGAAACCGAAGAAGAAGGGCAGGACCGCAAGCGCCCGGAGGGCGAGGGCAGCCACGACGUAGCUACAGGAGGAGGAGCCGACGCCAAAGGCGAGGAGAUUUUGCACUUUGAUGCGCCCGGUGGCAUGCUCUGCGACCAGAUGGGCUUAGGCAAGACAGUGGAAGCGAUUGCGCUGAUGCUUCUCCAUCCUCAUCCUUCUUCGUCUCCCUCUCCUCGCCUUGCGUCCUCCGCUGACUGGGCCCUUCCUGCAUCCGCCCCCUUGGCGUCGUCUUCCGCUGGUUCCUCGACGGUUUCUGCCUCCAUUUUCGCCUCUGAAGACGAGCUUCCCGCCGCGGCGGUGUUUGACUGUCCGUGCGGUUUCGAGGGUCUCCGCAUCCGCGCCCGCGUGGGCGCUCCCAAGGCGCAGGCAGGCGUCUCCACGCGGGGCAACGUGGAUGACGGAGGUGAGAAUGCGCGCGAGUGCGCGACCCGAGGGGAGAGGGAAAUCCGCCCUGUGCUGGUCUCGCUGGAGGCGGCGCGGAGGGAGAGGAGCACGCGGGCAGGCGCCGGGAAGCGAGCGAGGGCGCUGCACAGCGGCGCGGCGACAGCAGAGGAUGCCGGCGACGCGCAGAGGAGGAAGCGGUCGAGGCGAGCUGCAGACCCGGAGAGGCCGCAGGCGCCAGAGGCGCUGGAACAGGAGAACGAAGGUCAGGGAGAGGAGGAGAAGGGUUUUUCGCAGGGCGGGGGCGCGGAAAGACGUGCGAAUCAUGCGGGCGCAGUCCAGGAGAAGCGUGCGGCAGAAGGGGCUGCAGAAGAGCCUGGGGGCACGCUACGGCCUGAAGACAGCUUCAGGACGUCGGCGAGGAAGACGAGGCGGAGAGAGGAAGUGCGCGAGCUCCUGCUUCCUGCGACGCAGUGCACGGUUUGCGGGCGGUUUUUCCAUCUCUUCUGCAUGGGCAUCACCCGCGAAAAGCGGCUUCUCUCUGAGGACUUCACCUGUUUGUACUGCGAAUCCGAGCCUCUCCUCUCGCCCGAAGCCAGCUUCGGCCGCGGCCUGCCGCCAGCGUUGCCUGCUGCGCGCGGCGCCUCCGCAGCGGACACUUUGCGGGAAGUAAAGGGGACGAUCGUGCUUUGCCCCGCCGCGAUUCUGCAGCAGUGGAGAGAAGAAAUUCGCAAGCAUACCAGACGGGGGGCUGUGCGGCGAACGGCGAUCUACAUGGGUGUCAAGAACGUCAGAGAGGCGCUGAAAAAGCAGCUCGUAGAUGUGGCUCGGAGACGCUUUGCCUCGCAGCUGCUGGAUUCGAGGCCUCUCGAGCGUCUGUCGUCUCUGCUGCCUUCUUCCCUCUCUGCCCCUGUCUCUCCGGCGCGUCGUGAGUCGUCGGUGCCUGCUUCGUUUUCGUCUUCGCCUUCUUCUUCCUCCUCGUUGCCUUCCUCUGUUGGAGUGCCCGCUUCCCAGCUUUGCUCGACUUCCCUCGAUGCGUGUCUUCCGGCGCCUGUGUGCGCGUCCUCUGGGGCGCCGAGUCGCGACUGUCCCUUGCUUUUCGCGGAGGAGACAGAGGAGACGGUCCUCGUGCGGCCGCAGCAGAUGGACGGCGUCGACAUUCUUUUGGUGUCCUACGACACGCUGAGAGAGGAGCUCUGGUUCUCGCCUCUCCAUUGUCGCAGCCGCCAGUAUGGAGGCGUCGCGUCGUCGGGCGCGCCCGACGCUUCACUGUCUCUGCCGACGCCUCGCGGUCCCUCGCCCUCCGUGGCGUCUCCUGCGGCUGGUCUCGAGCCCGCGGAGGCUGAAGCGGACGGCCGCGCGCGCAGGGCGCCGCCGCACGCCAAGGCGCCGCCUUUGCAUGCGGGGCUCGGCCUGCGGCGGAAAAAGCGUUACCGCGUCCUCGCCUCCCCCCUCCUGCGAGUCCACUGGUGGAGGCUGCUCAUCGACGAGGCUCAGAUGGUCGGCGGCUACACAGUCGCUGCCCAGAUGGCGCGCGCGCUCAGCGCGACUUUUCGCUGGUGCGUGUCGGGAACGCCUCUGCUUCACGCCACGAGCGCGUGCAGCAGUGGAGGAUUUUGUCAGAAUUUCCUUGCGGAGAAGGCGGCCUCCUCGGCUUCUCGGCGAAAGCCGGGAGGCGCUGGCGAGAAAAGCGCGGCGCGGAACUCGCAUUUGCCGAAGGAGCUCGCGGGCCUCUUGAGCACUCUGCAGUUGGAGGCCCCCGUGCAUUGGAUUCGCGACCAAGGCGUGCUGCAACAAGUCUUCCAGCCCCUCGCCGUCGGUCUGCCGUCCUCCCUCAUCAUGAAUCCGUGCGCGGCUCGGGCCCUGUCCGUCUCCCCCCCGCGUCCUUCUGUCAGCGCUGCUUCGGCGGCGGCUCUCGCGUCUUCCUCUCGCGCGCUGGCGAGGAGACAGGCCUUGAGCUGGUCGCGGCGGUCAGCGCCCGCGUGGUUGCCCCCGGAGCGCGCCUGGGGGCGCUCGUCUUCGCUCCUCUACAGUCUCAUCGACUUGCUGUUCCCUCUGUUUUGGCGGACGAAUAUGAAAGACGUGAUGGUGGAGCUGGGCGUCCCUGCGCCGAUUUACCAUGACGUCAUCGUCCAUUUCGGUCCAGUUGAGCGUUUCUUCUACCAGCGCCAGCAGCAAGCUGUGCGCCAGAAGUCGUCGUGUCUGCUGUCCGCUCUUGCGUCAUCGGGCGGAUCGUCUCCAGGAUCCGCUGAGGAAGUGAAGAUGCUCGACGACGACGCAUGCAGUGGAGACGGGCGAGGCGGCGUGGGACCGACGCAAGGCGCCGAGCGAGGAGAGGAUCUCCCGGGAAAGCGAGGCACCCCUGUGACCGUGCAGCUGGAUGCCCUCUUGCUGACGCUGCGCCACGCGUGUCAGCAUCCUCAGCUAGGGCAGCUCGGCUUGAAGAAACAGAGACAGCGAGGCCGCGACGAGGGCGUGAGUUGGAUGGGCGUCUCCGGACCGGCUGCGGACCGGCGAGAGGGCGCUGGGCGGGUCGUCAGAAGACGAAGAGCGAGGUUCUCGGCGGCAAGAAGUCGCGCGCGAGGCGACAGCGACGCAGCUGCGCUGCGAGGCGCAGCUGAAGGCCGAGAAGGAAGCAGAGGCAUAAGAGGCGAGGGCGGCGACGAGGGUCUCCUGGCGCACACGCAAGAGGGCGAGCUCGCUACCGAGUUUAUGUCCAUGAACGAUGUCUUGGCGAAGCUCUUGCACGAGGCAAAGCUGCAGGCCGAAGAGCAUCUGCGGAGGCACUGCGCAGCCACGAACGGCCUCGCGGGCUUGGCUUUGAUUCGAGACCGCCCCCAGGAAGCUCUGCACCACUACAGGCACGUGCUGACGCUCGCGCGCAUGGCUUCAGUCGCCGAAGGCGCUCCUACCGCGAAGUCGCCCGGGCUGUCCACGUCAUCUGCCUGUUCGUCCGCUCCCACCGCCGCGCCUUGCUUGUCCGCCGCGCCUUGCCCGUCCGCCGCGGAGCUGGCUUCUCGCCCAUCCUCUCUUUCUUCUCGCCAGUCCUCUCCUUCUGAUUCGCCUUCCUCGUGUUCGCUGGGUUCCCGGGAGAGUGCAUCGCUCGCCUGCUUUCGGCGGCUCUUUCCGGACUUGGCGGCCGAGGAGGAACAAGGCUUUGGCGUCUGGGGCGUCGAGAAGCUCAGCAGCCAGUUGGCAGGCUACUACCACGUCGACAGUCUCCAGCAGAUCCACGCCGCGUUCAACUUGUCAGACGUCCUCGAGCGCCACCUCCGGCUCAUUCGGCCCUGUCUCGAGCGAAGCACCCAAGACGCCAGUAGGGCGUCGUCCCCGCUCGCUGCGUCCGCUGCUUCGUCUUCCCACGGACGCCCCGAGGCAGGGAGCCGGUCGCAGGCCUCGUUACCGCAGGUGUCGUGGUCGCCUCAGCCAGGCGCGAGGUGUCUGUCGCCCGCGCGGAGUCCUCCAGAUUCUCCUUCUCCGACGCUUCCCGAAGCCGUGCACUCGCGGCGCGGGUCUGCGGCGGCUGAAGCCUGCCUUUCGCCUGCGGGAGGUGCGGAGGACGGCAACGCUUGUCUUUCGGCGUCUGAGCGGCUUGCAGAGGAGCGAGUGCGCUACGUGUCGGCAGUCGAGGAGGAGCUCUCGCGCUCGCGCGCGCUGUAUGAGACGCUGAGCAGCAGGUACACGCGCAAGUUCACUGGCGACCUCGACAGAGCUCGCGACACCUUUUUUAAAAGAAAACGCGCCGUCGGCGGCCACCAGCAACGCAGGCUCUGCCUCAUGUCUGGAAGGGACGCGGACGACGCGGCUGAGGCAAAGAGGCUCGGCAGCGAGGCUGAAGGCGACGCCGCGACAGACCUCUGCUACGGCCCGAACCGCCAGCGAAGCAGCGGAGCGGGCGGAGCGACAGCCGGUGACGGAGAGGCCACGAGGGGAGAGCCGGACGCCAGAAGCGCUGGAAGGGGUGCAGAGAAUCCCCCGGGGCGGCGCACGGAUAGGCAGGGUAACCCCGAGACGAGAUGGAAGGAAAAUGCCGCUGCGCAGUGGUAUGCUGUGUGUAUGAGCCUCGGAGACGAGCUAGGCAACGAAAUCGUGAACAGGGUGAGUGACGCCUUGACAGAUUUCCGAGGUGGCGGCUUCGGCCGAUCUGCGGGAGCACUUCGCUUUCCACCGUUCUGCACUUGCACGGGUCUCGUUGCGGCGUUGCAGUUUCAGCUGCAUCAGUUGUACGACGCGCGAGAAGAUCUCAUUAAGGCAGUGACGGCUGUGGACCACGGCGGCCAGCCCUCGGACGAGCUCCUCGCCGCGUUUUCCACGUGCACCAACUGCAACGAACUGUCGCGCUCCCAGUUUCUCUCUCCCGGGGUGCGCCGCGCGUCUGGGCCUGGCGGAGGCGUCACCGGCGCGUUGGAGGCGCAGCGAGUGCGCGGAGACGCGUGCGAGCGUGCCGCUGCGUGCCUCGCUGGAGAGCCGAAGACACGGGGCAAGAAGGACGGGGGUAGAGGGAAAGAAGCAGAGAAAGGGAGGUGUCGGCACUGCCAACUUAUUCCGAAAAUCGACUCGCUGCAGUUUUUCCUCUAUAGCAGAGUGGAGAAAGACGUGGGCGGCAUCGGAGACGAGAAAGGCCUAGAUGAGGGAGGCUACCAUCACUUCGGAGAGAGCGAACUGCUGAAAGUCGUCCGGGUGCUGCGCGCGGUACUUCGGCGCGCCCUCAGCGAGCGCGACCGAGGAUACCAGUACCUCUUGCGUGCGGCUGAUGAGCAUGUGAAGGAACUCGAGGCGAUCAAAAAGGAAUCCGUCGCGGCCGACGCAUAUUUCUUUGCCAGCCGUCAGGUGCUGUCUGCGUUGGACGAGUUGCACAUUAGCAUCUCUCGCUUCCGCUUGAAGAGUCGCGAGGAAGAACUGGCUGAGGUCGCGUAUCGCCGGCUGACACAGGCCGCGGCGCGCUCGAAGCGUCCGGCGGCCGCGCCGUCGCCCUUUGCGGCGCCCGGGUCGGUCGGCGACCCCUUCGCUGUGAGCAGCGGCGAAGUCGAGCCGAUGCGUCACUCGCUUCUCGUCGAGCUCGGCCUCACCGCGGGCGACCUGGAGAAAGCGCAUCGCCAGCACCGAUUUCUGAGUCAUCUCCGCGACGAAGAGGAAGAAAAGUUGCGCCUGCCGCGCGCAGAGGAGCGCCCGCAGGCGCAGAGCGCGCGCGAAGACAGCCCGCGGCACAGAGAUGCUCGCGCGGAGGGGCUGCUGGAGGCAGCGCCGCACGUCGAACUUGUCGGACGCGUCGCGAAGGAGACAGCGGCCGCAGAGGCCAGCGGCGACGCAGAGGACACUGGCGGCAGGGACGGAGGCGAGAGGCGCGCCGGCGAACCAGAGCCGAGGCGCCGAACGAAAAGCGAGACGGGGGGGAGCAGGAGACGGCGCCGCGGCAAGCAGACUCUGAAGUCACCCAAGAGAGACGUGAGGCACAAGACGGAAGGCGCGAAAGGCUUGAGCAACCAGCAGAAGCAGAUGCCGCGGGAAGCCGCUCGGAUCUCCCCGAAGUCAAACGGAAGCUCUUCCCGGGCGGCGCGACCGCAGCGGUCUUCGAGCGACGAAGGUCCCGCAGAGCAGAAACAUGCGGGCGGCAAGCCAGCGAGUAUCGAGGAGGCCCAAGACGAGAAGGCGGAACGGGAAGAGAAAGGCGCGAGUGAGAGGGCCUCGGCUGCCCUUUGUCCCGUCUGUCUCGUCGAGCUGGAGGAGCGGACUUUCAGGGCCGUCCUCCCUUGCGCGCACCAAAUCUGCGUAGAAUGCAGCCGCGCGCUCAAACCGGAGAGACUCGGCCAGGGGAAGGCCGCUGGGGUGCCGCCGAGUUCGAGUCCGCUGCUGAACAGGUCCCUACUUUCUGGAGGCCUCUCUCGGAGCUCGUCUUUCUCGUUUUCAGCUUCCUCGACAGCUUCGAAUAUCAAACUCCGACGGUGUCCCGUGUGUCGCCGUCCCUUCUCUCUCUCGCAAGUUGCCUUCAUCUCUUGUCGCCCCUCCUUCCUGGCUUCUUCGGCGGACUCGUCCUCCCCCUAUGCUGGCUCAGAGUCGACGCCGACAAAAGGCAGAAGAGAGCGCCCGGUGUCGCCUGAGUCUUCGUCAUUCUCUCCCUCCCGCGCUCCACUCACCCCACUCACCCCCCCCUUGCAGAGUGGCGGCGCGGCGCUGGACGAAGGCCGCGGCCGAAACGGAGACGUGCAGCGUGUUCCUGAUGGAGACUUGAGCAGAGGACGUGAAGGCGAAACAGGAGGCCGCGAGGCCCUUCGAAGCAGGCAAGGCGAGAUCUGCACGGGAAAACCGUCUCAGCGUGCAGAGGAGCGAGAGGUUGGCUGGCUUUCCGAGGCGACGCACAAGACGCGACACGAACAGCCCACGAGCGAGCUCGCGGCGACGAGAGGAGGCGAGAGAGAGGAAGAAGAAGGAAAGGCGAAGCGAGAUCGAGAAGCAGAGGACGGACUAACCCGAAGUCGCGCCCCUCCUUCCUCCCUGAGCGCGCGGCUUCGAGGGAGGUACUCCGCCAAGCUGGCCGCCAUCAUCGAGAAAGUUCUCGAGAUUCUUCACGAGUCUCCGUCGCCGUCUACGCCGGCGGGUCCUCCGGCGUCCGCGCCCUCGCGCUCUCUCUCCCCGGAGCGGUUUCCGGGCUCCAGCGCGUCGGCUCGUCCUUCCUCGUUGUCUCCUGAACCUUCGGCGUGUGCAGCCUCCGCGCCCUCGAAGAUUCUGAUUUUCUCCGAGUGGCCUGCGGCGCUCGACUUGCUGCAGGAGGCGCUGCGGCGCACGGGUGUCGCGACUCUCAAGUACCUCGGCGGGCACAGCAAGCCGCAGCUGGCGAAACUGCGCUGCUUCCGCCACGAUCCCGACGCGCGCGUGCUCCUGUGCAGCCUCCUACGCGCCGGCAGAGGCCUGACGCUCACCGAGGCGAACCACGUGAUCUUCCUCGAGGUGCCGCUAAACUUGGCUGAGGAGGAACAGGCCGUCGGGCGCGUCUACCGAAUGGCGCAGAAAAGACAGACGCACGUGUGGCGAUUCAUCGUGAAGGACUCAGUCGAAGAGCGAAUUGUUCAGAUGAGACACAAUCCGAGGGACUCGAUCUCUGCCAGGCUCGCAGCCUCUGCAUGUGAGAGAGAAGAAGGCGAUGCAGAGAAUGAUGAUCGAGAGGACGGGAGAGACGAGGAAGGCGCAGGAGAGGGAGCCUAUGACGGAGAUUCGGCUUCAAACGUGCUUCUCCGCCUCGGGCGGCGAUUAACCGCAGGAGACGUCGCCCUUCUCUUGGGUGUCUCGUCGGACGCGUCUUCGCAGGCUUCGCAGUCUUCUUGUUCCGCCUCUUCGGCGUCGAGCGCGGCGUCCUCAGUCGCGUCGCCUCCGGCGUGUGCUUCCUCCUGGUCGUCGGCCCUGGCGUCUCGCGCAGAGCCUCAUGCCGGCGCGAGCGCUGCGUCCUCGCUCUUGACCCGCCAGGGGAAGGAGAGCUCGGCGCCGGCGGAGCUUUUUUCGGCGGAUGACCUACAGCGGAGUGAAGGGGCGGUGGGGUCGCAUGUCCCCUUUCGCGCGUGUGCCGCCUCGCUCACGCCCUCACAGGCGGCGGUACAAGCGGCCAUGCGCCGAGCUACGUUGUUCGAGGCAUCUCAACCUCGACGCGAAGAGCAGUGA